Molecule: messenger RNA, 1667 nt
Organism: Caenorhabditis elegans
Lineage: Eukaryota; Metazoa; Nematoda; Chromadorea; Rhabditida; Rhabditidae
Gene: cyp-33C8
Product: CYtochrome P450 family
Exons: 4
Coding region: 99-1583 (494 amino acids)
Source: RefSeq, marked reviewed
UUCAGUCGUCUAUUUCUCGCACAUACUUCCACCUGAUGCAAUUUCGAGUCCUCACCAAAUAAAUAGCCGGCAAUGUUUGCCAUUUCUCAGUUUUCAUCAUGUUUUUCAUACUUGUUCUAGUGCUAACUGGAAUUUCCAUCUACCUUUUCCAUCUUUUGUACUGGAAAAGAAGAAAUUUACCACCGGGACCUACUCCUCUCCCACUGUUCGGCAAUACUCUCCCAACUUUGUUCGAUAUUCCGGGAUAUAAGACAUUCGGAAAAUUGAAGGAGCAAUAUGGAGAUGCAUACACGUUUUGGAUGGGCAAAGACCCAUAUGUCAUGAUUUGCUCCUAUGAUUUAUUGAAAGAAACUUUCAUUCGAGACGCAGACACCUACAAGGACAAAGACUACAACCCGAUUGAUGAGAAAAUUCGUGGAGGUAUCUAUGGCAUCCUACAGACUAACGGGCAUGUUUGGAACACCCAUCGUAGAUUUGCUCUCACCACUUUUCGGGAUUUCGGACUUGGAAAGGAUUUGAUGCAGCAAAAAAUUUUGAUAGAAGUUGAAGACAUGUUCAGAAAAUUAGAUGAAAAUAUUGGCGAGGAGCAGGAUGUUCCAACGGUUCUGUAUAAUGCUGUGGCAAAUGUCAUUAACCAAAUUAUUUUUGGAUAUCGGUUUGAAGGAGUUAAACAGGAAGAAUUCACAAAACUCAAGGAGUUAAUGGAGUACCUAGAAACUGCAUUUGCCACAUUGAAGAUCUACGUGGAAAUUUUUGUGCCCUGGAUUGGAAAAUUGCUCCCUGGAAAAUCGCUGGAUGAUGUGCUCAACUACUGGAAGGACACCUCCUAUGAAUUUUUCAAUUCGCAAAUUGAAAAUCACCGUCUGAAAAUCGACUUUGACACCGAGGAAAGCUUAGACUAUGCCGAAGCCUACCUGAAAGAGCAGAAGAAGCAAAAGGCUCAAGGAGAAUUCGAGUUGUUUUGUGAUAAGCAACUUUCGAAUAAUUGCCUAGAUUUAUGGACGGCAGGCUUAUCUACCACUAUUAUCACAAUUAACUGGACCAUCUGCUACAUUAUGAAUACUCCGGGAGUUCAAGAAAAAAUGCAGGAGGAAAUGGAUAAGGUGGUGGGAGGUGGUAGAUUGGUGACAACAGCUGAUAAGAAUGACCUACCAUAUAUGAAUGCGGUGAUCAAUGAGGCUCAGAGAUGUGGGAAUAUUGUGCCGCUGAACCUGUUGCAUUGUACAACAAAGGACACUGUUAUCAAUGGUUAUUCAGUGAAAAAGGGGACUGGAGUCGUUGCGCAGAUCAGCACAGUUAUGUAUGAUGAGAAGAUCUUCCCUGACCCCUAUACUUUCAACCCGGAUAGAUUCAUCGAUGACAAUGGGAAGCUGGUUAAAAUCGAACAACUCAUUCCAUUCUCAAUCGGAAAACGGCAAUGCCUCGGAGAAGGACUUGCUCGAAUGGAGCUGUUCCUUUUCAUUGCCAACUUUUUGAACAGGUAUCACAUCUCACCAGGAUCCUCCGGUCUUCCAUCGCUCGACAAAUCGAAGGGGAUAACUCCGAGAAAGUUUGAGCCGGUUUUGAGCAGGAGACAUGCCUGAAAUUUUUAAUUCUGUUUCAAUGAUCUGUCAUAAAAUUGGAUCUCUCGCCGCGUACUUAUUUCUCUAAUAAAUAUUAAUCAUCAU